Molecule: messenger RNA, 1439 nt
Organism: Cryptomeria japonica (Japanese cedar)
Lineage: Eukaryota; Viridiplantae; Streptophyta; Pinopsida; Cupressales; Cupressaceae
Product: GDSL esterase/lipase At2g23540
Exons: 5
Coding region: 46-1029 (327 amino acids)
Molecular function (GO): hydrolase activity, acting on ester bonds
Source: RefSeq, a predicted model, not a curated record
GAGAUUCACAAAGUGUGGUGUUAUAACUAGUUGUUAAAGAAGAGAAUGGAAAGCUCAGUUUUGAGUAUUUUAGUUGGGCUAUGGCUAGUAACUUGUUUUGGAGCAGCUGAAGAGGAGCCUAUUGUGCCAGCCAUGUAUUUGUUUGGAGACUUGUUAGCGGAUGCGGGUAAUAAUAAUUAUAUUCCAAACUGUACAGCGCGUGCAAACUUCACACCAUAUGGCAUAUCAUUUUUCCCCUGCUCAACUGGUCGUUUUACAGAUGGCCGCACCGCUUUCGACUUUGUUGCUGAUCGUUUGGGGCUCAGUUAUCCUCCUCCUUACCUCCAACCAAAUGCGAGGUUUACAAGAGGGAUAAAUUUCGCAUCAGGAAGUAGCGGUUUGCUCGACUCAACUGGGGUCGACAAGAAAGUUAUCAGUAUGAGCGAACAACUAUUUAUGUUCGAACAGUAUUCUAAUAAUCUAACAAAUUCAGACCCAUCUGGAGGUGCCCAAGCGAACCUGAGAAAGUCUUUAUUUGGCAUUACAGUUGGAGGCAACGACAUUGGCUCCUACAUAGCAAACACUACAGCUUCAACAGAGUUUGUCACUCUUCUGCUAGCCAAAUUUAAUCAAACUGUUGUAAGGCUUUACAAUGGCGGGGCUAGAAAAUUCCUUAUAUUCAACAUUCCACCUGUGGGUUGUACUCCUUACACCAAAUAUACUGGUUACAAUAUAUCACACGGGGAAUGUUUGGAUGCCGCAAACCAGCUGGCUACAGCAUAUAACAGUGGUUCCAAGUCACUUGUGACUCUCCUCAAUGAAAAACUCGAUGGAGUGAGCAUCAUCCAGCUUAAUGCUUAUGAUCAUUUAAUGACCAUAAUUCAAAAUCCUCAAGCCUUUGGAUUCAGCGAUUCUAAGUCAGCAUGCUGUGGAUCUGGAUUGUUUAAUGCAGAAGUGAGCUGUGGAAAGACUAGUCCACAGAAUAUGUUUUGCGGCAAUAUAAGCACACGUGUUCUGGGAUGGAUCUCAUGGUACUCACAAGCUUUAUGAACUGUUUUCAGAGAAGAUCUGGAGUGGAAACUCUUCUGUUAUGUAUCCAAUUAAUCUCUCUAUGCUGGUCUUGGGAAAAACAAGUCUGAUUACUACAAGUUCUCAAACCCUGUCCGAAGUAUAGUUGUUAUUGUUAGACUAAAUAAAUUGAUUAGAAAAGUCUCUUGGCAUAGACCAGCUGCCCAACGCCGCUUACAGCCGUCUACUAUCUUACCACAACCCAUCCGUAAUAAAUUUCGAACGAACUCUAUGCUUCUUGUUUUGCAGAAUUUAUCAUAUGUAUUUCUAUAAAUUGAAUAAAAAACCCUGUUAUCUAUGUGCUCCAGCCAAGAGCGGUAAGCUCUGGUUUAUUUCUCUCUGUGCUUUUAUGUUUCAGAGCUUCCUAAACGUCUGGGGAUGUGAUUUUAGUA